Messenger RNA from Saccoglossus kowalevskii, 1614 nucleotides. RefSeq lists its product as uncharacterized. The record is from RefSeq and is a predicted model, not a curated record. NCBI's taxonomy places the organism in Eukaryota, Metazoa, Hemichordata, Enteropneusta, Harrimaniidae.
UGUAUUGAAAUGUUGGUGGGCACAGCUAAGAAAAUACAAUGCUCAAUAUUGGAUAGAUGAAUUCAAGGACCUGGAAUGCAGUGAACUUUAUGACCCUGAUAUCAGCAACGACAGAAUGUGCCUCACAGCUGUAUAUAUGCCUUUGAUUAAGAAAGAGUUGGAUGAUUUUGUAGAUGAAUGGAACACACAUCGUAUACGUAAACAAAAUAGAGUCCUAAGACCUUGUGGUAUUCCUGAGGACAUAUAUAAUUUCCCUGAGAAUCAUGGGGGAAUUGAAUGUGGUUUCAAACCUCGUCAGUCAGACAUUGAUGAAAUUGAAAGAAGACACAAUUUUUAUGAACAUACAGAUGGUUAUCUACCGGAAGAUUUUAGAGAGAAAGUUAAACAAUUAAAUUUGGAUGUUAACAUUUCAAAUGCAAGAGAAUGUUAUCUUGAACUUAGAGAUCAUUUUGCGUCAACAUGUACAUAGAUAGUAUAAACCAUUAGCCAUGGUUUUACCUUCAAAUUCAACAGAAUGCUGAUUUAAGCACAUAUUGUGGUGAAAAUACUUCAAAAUCUGUCUAAAAUUAUUUGUUUUUAGUAUUAGUGAACAGUAUGUAAACUUUCUUAGUUCACUGUCAAUCUAUAUUUUUUAAACCUGAAGAUUUCUAAAAUACCAAUUUUGACUGGUUACAAUAAAGUGGUAUAUAUAUAUAGUCAUCUGAAACUGAAGUGACUUUCGGCGAGUAGCAGUUUUUUGUAAAGUUUGAUUCACCAUCAGUCAAAAUUAGUUUAAACUGAUCACAGGAUUUAAUCAGGUAUAUUUUUAUCAGUCUGCAGUAGUGGACACAGUUUAAUAUUUAUUUGUUUACAGUUUUUAAAAUUAGUUUACUUCAGAUGGCAGUUACCUAGUUUAACUAUUCAAAACUGAAUUACAGUGUUCAUGUAUGGUCAUCGAAUCAGUCAUUUCAUUUUUGUGUCAAUCUUAUAAAGCCACUAUACCCUAAUCUGAUCAUUUCAAGUUGAUUAUAUUUAUUGACAGAAGUUUAUUUCCCAUGUAUUAAUUGCCAGUGAUUAAAGUCGAUAUUACUGAAAUCUCCAAUAUGAUUAAUUCAUGUACAAAUUCUGUCCUUCACUUGUGUUCCAGAAUGUUAGCCUAUUAAUAAACAAUAUAUCUUGUGACUAUGCCACAUUUCUUUAUAGCUAAUUUACCUACUAUUGGUUGGUGUUAUGUUUACACAAUGACUAGUAAGGGUGCAGUUUAGUGUACGACAAGUCAUUGUCAAUGACAUAGUCCCUGUCUAGUUUUUAUACUCUUAAUUGUAAACAAUGAAAGAUGUUGAUAGAAUAUAAUUAAUGUUGCUGAAGGUCAAAUGAAAACAAAUCAAUGUUUUGGACUCAUUCAGCAGAGACUUAAAAACAGUGCAGGUUAACAUACAUGUAUUCCACACAAGUCACAAUAAGGUAGCAAUAAAAUAAGGGAUUUAUUCUAACCAAGUUUGACACGCUAUUUAAUAACAAAUUACAACAGUUUGUAGGUGUACUUCUGAGAUCAAUAAACAAACACAUUCACUUGCAUGAACAAUUUAUUUCAAUGAAUAUGUAACACAUUAAAAUGGAGUUUGUUUAAACAAA